GGCAGAGUUGUGUGUUGAAAGUAAACGUACAUUGCGAGGCAUGUAAGAUGAAGGUGGUCGAGGUGCUGAGUUCCAUCAUCGGUGUGUAUACGGUGGAAGUUGAUGCACGAGAAGGGCUAGCAAAAGUGUACGGCGAGGUGGAUCCAAACAUACUUCUAAUGGCAUUAUCAAGAAGUGGGAAGCAUGCGGAGGUAGCAUGGGUUAGGCUGAAGCAUCCUGCGCUCAGCAAUGACUGCCAUAAUUCCGGCUGCCAUGGCAGGUACACGGGAAGGGGCCCGUCAUGGUAUGAUCAGAAUGGUUACUGCCAUCUAGGCCAACAACCCUUCUGCCCAAGGAGGAGGGCAAUGGCAGAUCAUCAGGAUCCUUACCAGCGCCACCAUGGAUGUGGUGGUUAUGGUUAUGGACCGUACGCUUAUCCGCCGGGCGCUGAUGAUACCGCCCCUUACUGCAGCGUCAUGUGA
Messenger RNA from Coffea arabica (coffee), 461 nucleotides. The record is from RefSeq and is a predicted model, not a curated record. NCBI's taxonomy places the organism in Eukaryota, Viridiplantae, Streptophyta, Magnoliopsida, Gentianales, Rubiaceae.